Molecule: messenger RNA, 1511 nt
Organism: Perca fluviatilis (European perch)
Lineage: Eukaryota; Metazoa; Chordata; Actinopteri; Perciformes; Percidae
Gene: isl1a
Product: ISL LIM homeobox 1a
Exons: 6
Coding region: 183-1232 (349 amino acids)
Biological process (GO): axonogenesis; positive regulation of transcription by RNA polymerase II; neuron fate specification
Cellular component (GO): nucleus
Molecular function (GO): cis-regulatory region sequence-specific DNA binding; DNA-binding transcription factor activity, RNA polymerase II-specific
Source: RefSeq, a predicted model, not a curated record
CCGCUUGUCAGGAUCAGAGCGCCACACAUACCGGCAACACACACUAUACACACACACUCCCUCUCCGAGCCGGACAGCACAGCCCCUGGCCCGGCAAGCCCCGGCAGCGGAGGACACAUCCAGGCUUCCAGGCGCCGCAGCCCGCCGUGACAGUGGACCUAACAUCGCCUUACUUUGUGGACAUGGGAGACAUGGGGGACCCGCCGAAAAAGAAGCGGCUGGUGUCUCUGUGCGUGGGCUGCGGGAACCAGAUCCACGACCAGUACAUCCUGCGGGUCUCCCCGGACCUGGAGUGGCACGCCGCCUGUCUCAAAUGUGCCGAGUGCAGCCAGUACCUGGACGAGUCGUGCACGUGUUUCGUCAGGGACGGAAAGACGUACUGUAAACGGGACUACAUCAGGUUGUACGGGAUCAAAUGCGCGAAAUGCAACAUUGGCUUCAGCAAGAACGACUUCGUGAUGCGGGCCCGCUCCAAGGUCUACCACAUCGAGUGUUUCCGCUGCGUGGCCUGCAGCCGGCAGCUCAUCCCGGGGGACGAGUUCGCUCUGCGGGAGGACGGGCUCUUCUGCCGGGCCGACCACGACGUGGUGGAGCGGGCCAGCCUGGGCGCUGGAGACCCGCUCAGCCCGCUGCACCCCGCCAGACCGCUGCAGAUGGCAGCAGAACCAAUCUCGGCCCGGCAGCCCGCGCUUCGGCCUCACGUGCACAAACAGCCGGAGAAGACCACCCGGGUCCGGACGGUGCUGAACGAGAAGCAGCUGCACACGCUGCGGACUUGCUAUAACGCCAACCCGAGGCCUGACGCCCUCAUGAAGGAGCAGCUGGUGGAGAUGACCGGCCUCAGCCCGCGGGUCAUCCGGGUCUGGUUCCAGAACAAGCGGUGCAAGGACAAGAAGAGGAGCAUCCUGAUGAAGCAGCUGCAGCAGCAACAGCCCAACGACAAGACGAACAUCCAGGGAAUGACUGGCACCCCGAUGGUGGCGGCCAGUCCGGAGCGGCACGACGGCGGCCUCCAGGCCAACCCGGUGGAGGUGCAGAGCUACCAGCCGCCCUGGAAGGUCCUCAGCGACUUCGCCCUGCAGAGCGACAUCGACCAGCCGGCCUUCCAACAACUGGUCAGUUUCUCGGAGGGCGGUCCGGGAUCGAACUCGACGGGCAGCGAGGUAGCGUCCAUGUCGUCCCAGCUUCCAGACACGCCGAACAGCAUGGUGUCCAGCCCCAUCGAGGCCUGAGCCGCCGCCGCCGCCGCCGCCGACGCCGCAUCCUCCCCAUCCAUCCAUCCCGACCGACCGACCGACGGACGGACGGACGGACCGCACCAAACAACCCCCCUGGUUGUAUUAUGACACUGUGAAGACAAUCAUGGGAUUUUACCACAGCCACACAUUCUAAUGUCCAUCCAGAGAGAGACACACGGACGGACGGAUGCGUCAUCAUGGCCCGGUGCUGCACGUUCGAGCGCCUGGUUACAGUUGCCAAAACGAGAGACACGAACCGGACUGCAUCGAUAC